Messenger RNA from Micromonas commoda, 267 nucleotides. RefSeq lists its product with no specific name. The record is from RefSeq and is a predicted model, not a curated record. The annotation marks the transcript as partial. The transcript has a single exon. Lineage: Eukaryota; Viridiplantae; Chlorophyta; Mamiellophyceae; Mamiellales; Mamiellaceae. Gene Ontology annotation, biological process: pyruvate import into mitochondria. Gene Ontology annotation, cellular component: mitochondrial inner membrane.
AUGGCGUCGGCGAUCAGAGCAUGGAUCAACUCCCCCACGGGCCCCAAGACGACGCACUUCUGGGGGCCCGUCGCCAACUGGGGCUUCGUCCUGGCGGGCCUCAACGACACGAAGAAACCCGAGGAGCAAAUCAGCGGGCCGAUGACCGGGGCGCUCACCGUCUACAGCGGUCUGUUCAUGCGGUUCGCGUGGAGGGUGCAGCCCAGGAACUUCAUCCUGCUCGCGUGUCACACGGCGAAUGCCUCAGUCCAGGUGAGAGCCCUUUCC